Heteronotia binoei (common prickly gecko) is the source of this 5163-nucleotide messenger RNA. It is a transcript of the gene PSEN1, whose product is annotated as presenilin 1. Gene Ontology annotation, cellular component: neuronal cell body; cell surface; membrane raft. The record is from RefSeq and is a predicted model, not a curated record. NCBI's taxonomy places the organism in Eukaryota, Metazoa, Chordata, Lepidosauria, Squamata, Gekkonidae. The transcript has 11 exons. Gene Ontology annotation, biological process: amyloid-beta metabolic process; calcium ion transport; Notch receptor processing. Gene Ontology annotation, molecular function: aspartic endopeptidase activity, intramembrane cleaving; beta-catenin binding; cadherin binding. The coding region runs from base 161 to 1537 and encodes 458 amino acids.
GAAGAAAUAGGAGGGUUGGGCGGGGCCUUAGCCGGAAGCGUUAGGGGAGAGCUGUGCUCCGAGUUCGGGUCGGAAGGGAAACAAACCGGCGGGCUGGCUUUGAGGAGGGCAGUUGCAGUGUUUCGAGAAGAAAGAAGGUUCUGAGGAGUAAAGAGUCCCAAUGACAGAACUCUCUGCAAACAUACAUUUCCAGCAUGGGCAGCUAACAGAAAACUCCCCUGACAACCACCUAAGCAAUACUAAUGACAACACUGAAAGACGACGGCAUGAUAAUCCUGAUUCAGAGUCGAAUGGGCAGCCACAGAACAGCACUCGGCAAGUGGUGGAACAAGAUGACGAGGAGGAAGAGCUAACACUGAAAUAUGGAGCAAAGCAUGUGAUAAUGCUCUUUGUGCCUGUCACACUUUGUAUGGUGGUAGUUGUUGCAACCAUCAAGUCUGUCAGCUUUUAUACACGCAAGGAUGGACAGCUCAUCUACACUCCAUUCACAGAAGAAACGGAAACAGUUGGACAAAGAGCUCUGAAUUCUAUUCUCAAUGCUGCUAUCAUGAUCAGUAUCAUAAUUGUCACGACCAUUCUCCUGGUUGUGCUUUAUAAAUACAGGUGCUAUAAGGUGAUCCAUGGAUGGCUCAUCAUUUCUUCUCUUCUUCUGCUUUUCUUUUUUUCAUUCAUUUACCUAGGGGAGGUUUUUAAGACUUACAAUGUUGCCAUGGACUACAUUACCCUCGCUCUCAUGAUCUGGAACUUUGGUGUGGUAGGAAUGAUCUGCAUUCACUGGAAAGGUCCCCUCCGACUCCAGCAAGCCUAUCUCAUUAUGAUAAGUGCUUUAAUGGCUCUGGUCUUCAUCAAAUACCUUCCUGAAUGGACUGCCUGGCUCAUCUUGGCAGUAAUUUCAGUGUACGAUCUGGUUGCGGUCUUGAGUCCUAAAGGGCCUCUUCGUAUGCUGGUUGAAACAGCUCAAGAAAGAAAUGAAACAUUGUUCCCAGCACUCAUUUACUCAUCAACAAUGAUAUGGCUGGUGAACAUGGCUGAGGAAGACCCUGAAGCCCAAAAAAGAGCUCCCAAAAGAUCCACUUACGAUAAGCAAGUCACCGGAAAUCAGGCCCAAAGUGCAAGUGCACAGGCUGAUGACGGAGGAUUCAGCCAAGAGUGGGAGCAACAAAGAGAUAACAGCAUAGGGCCUCUGGAAUCGACUCCUGAAACACGAGCUGCUGUUCAGGCUCUCCCCAGUAAUUCCCUAACAAGUGAAGAUCCAGAGGAGAGGGGAGUAAAGCUUGGCUUAGGAGACUUCAUUUUCUACAGUGUUCUAGUUGGCAAAGCCUCAGCAACUGCCAGUGGAGACUGGAACACAACUUUAGCUUGUUUUGUAGCCAUUUUAAUUGGCUUGUGCCUUACUCUCUUGCUGCUUGCCAUUUUUAAAAAGGCCUUACCAGCUCUUCCAAUCUCUAUAACCUUUGGGCUCAUUUUCUAUUUUGCCACAGACAACUUAGUGCAACCCUUUAUGGACCAGCUAGCAUUCCAUCAGUUUUAUAUUUAGCACACUUUAAGUCGAAAUCUGUGGACAUUCGUAUUAACUGUAGCAAAUGUGGAAGGGUAGGAUUAUUUCUACCUGUUUGUUAAAACAGCUGCCAUACUGGGCUUCACUGGAUUCUUCACUGUAAAAUUGGUCUCAAUGAAUGUGGUAUAGGACAUAUUAAGUCUUCAGCAUUCUGAGCUAUAAAUCUUUGUAAGGACCAUAUGUACUAAAGAUGCCUAUGCUCCCACCAGCAAGAUAAUUACUUAGCACAGAGGUUUUACCCCACCCCUCCAGAAUGCUGAGAAUUGUUUUACAAAGGACAGGUAAAUCAAACUAAGCUGUCUGAAUCACCUGAGGAGUUGGCCUAGAUUCAGCGGUGAUCAGUACUUUCAUCCUGAUCCUAUUGUGGGUUACCUGGAGAGCAGCUCUUGAACCGUGAUGAGAAGAUUUUGUCUCAAAGAAAAAAAUCAUGCAAGUUAUUCUGUGUGCCUAUGUGGUUACAUCUUAAAUUUUAAGUUUCAUUCUGCAAGUCUGUAGUCUUCUUCUGCACAGAACACACAGCCUCUCUCUAUUUUUGCUGCCAAAUGGUUCUUGGAUACAAUUUGAGACAGGUUAGUUACAUGAUCAGAAUUUGGACCUUUGAAUCCAAAAGAUUUUAUAUUCUUACAUGUAUUUGUAUAACGUGUUCCUAGAUUUCUUUCACCCUGCUCCCUUGCCCUGCAUGUCCUAUACCCUGAACACUCAAUGUUAUAUUUCAUCAUAGUAAGCUCUAAUUUAUUUGCAUAUUGAGUGGUAAGACAAGAUACUUUAAAAAGCUACAGAAGAACAGACCACAACAACAAUAAACAUGUUUCUAGUUGUUGUAACCAAGUGAAGAAUGCAUGAAUUUCACCUUAUCCUCUUUUGUUUUAAAACUUAUAAUUCUGUAGAAUUACUUGAGAUCAUUGUAUAAAAUGAAAUGUGUUGUACUGAAGAAACAAAGGUAAUAAGAGAAAAUUUCAUAUUGUCUGUAAAUCCUGUGUUAUUACAAUUGCCAGAAGAAGAGAAGACAUACUUACUCUGGAUGCUUUUUUAUAUUUUAUGUUGUUUUUUCUUUUUCCUAAAAAGUAACAGCUAGAGAUGAUGGUACAACAGGGAGGAUCAGUCUUCAUCCCAGAUACCACCUACAUUAAAUGGCUGUGUCUCAAAUAAAUUUAUUUUAAGACUUAGGGCUGAUUCCCACCUUGUGUUAAAACAUGUAUGGCUACCACACUAGACUGCCUUGACACAGUCUUUGGCACACUCACAUCAAUAACACUACAUUUGAGCUGGUCGUCCAUGUGGAUUUUUCCAGCAAGAUCUGUGAACAGAAUGCUACAGUUAUGCCUGGUCCUGCUCAUAAGAGCAUUCCAUUAAAAAUAAUGAGGAUAAACAAUUUUGAGGUAAACUUUUUUUCCUGCUACUCUGAGAAUCAUUCUAGAAACACUUCCAUGGACAAGCACAUUAUGUCACAAAAAGGCCUAAGCUUUACAUGCAUUCUUAUAAAACUGUGUUUUGUGUUAAGUAAGAGCUCUGUUUAUGUUUGGCUGACUCAUCUUGAGUGCUCUUGAAUGCCAGCUGUGCUACGCCUGCCACUCAGAUUAUUCUCAGUAGGAAAAAAUGUACUUUCUCACCUAACCUUAUGGCAAUAAAUGGCUGACAGUUGCUUACUGAAUUCAAUUUAGACAAGGAUUAAUAAAAUAAAAAACAUAUCUUGCCUCUGUCUGACAUAAGCCAGAACAAGCUGUGUAAACAAUACUCACUGUUCAUGAGGAAUAGGAUUUGAAAUGAACUCUUGACUGUAGGAGUUAAGCUGUUGAUAUUUUGUUUGUAUUGUUCCUUACAUCUGUGUUCAUCUUGGAGAGAGAGAAACCCUUUUUUGUCCAAUACACAAAAGAGAAAGAUUUUCCAAGUCAAAACUCAACAGAGUUACUAGUAUAGAGGGAACAUUUAUUUUUUUGUAUGUGAAGCAUUAAUCUGAAAAACCGGACUUCAAUACAGGUUCUUAGAAAAGUGUUUAGAUUUGAUGCAGGUACUAGUCUUCUACUGCCAAGAAUUGGUUGAACCAAGUUUCACAGUUUUCAAUUUGUAAGGGUAGACCUGUGUUUAGGUUGUACCAAUACAGGUUGCGGUGUUGGGGCUUGUACCACUAUGUAUUUUAAAAGGGAGAAGGAAGGAAUUUUGCCCACAGAAAUUUGUCAGGAAGAAAACUAGGCAAGAACUUUUCUCCCUGACAUCUAAGUUUUCUUAGUAGAGAGAAUAUUUUGUACAAAGAAGUGUUCAUUCAUGUGAGCUCCUAUCUGCAGUCUAAAGUAGGAUACAGCUUCAACAGAGGUUUAUACCUUAAUUAGAACUGAGUUGUUGUCACACAAGAUUUUGAUGGAGAUUUCUGUAGAGCCAGAAUCACUCAGUUAUGUGCCUUUGCUUUAUUCAGCCCUUAAGUAAGGAGACUGAAGAUGGAAAGUUCAUUUCAUCCAAUACAUUUAAUGCUGUGGGAUUUAAAUAAAAUACUAUAUUAUUUGAUCUUUAAGAUACAGCCAGUAAGCAGAAGAAAAUGGACAUUUUUGUUAUGUAUGAUGAUAGAAAAUCAGCUGCAUUCCAAUACCAGAUGCUAACUUAAUGACAGCACUAAGAAGUUAGUGGACUCAAUGAUAAGAUGACUAAAGUGCUUGUGAGGAUGUUAAGCUUCUGUGCCCUUUGAAAAUGUAGCAUCCCUAUAAUGAAGUGCAUGGACAAGUGCACAUUUUCUAUUCCAGUAAACCUAUCAGAUAUGACUGAAGGAUUGGCUAAUGUGGAUGUUCUUCAAGGUUAUAUUGAUAGAUUCUCUCACCUUCAAAUCUGUAUAGAUAGUUUCAGAGACUGUUCAGCAGCAGAAAUGCUUGCAAGCCAAAGCAAUGAAUAUUGGUUUUUCAUCUCUUUUUUUUAUAUUGGGAUUUAUUCCAGAAGUGUCAGAGUUAGCUGUCAUUAGGUGUACAAUAAAAAUUGAGGCAUGUCUAAAUGAUAGUGCCACUUAACACAAGCUACUGACCUGGUACAGUCCAUUGUAAUCCAGAUUAGCAAACUUUUCUAAGGGCUGUAGUGAGCUGAAAAUAAUCAAACCUUCAAAUACAGGGCAUUGAAGUCUAGAAGUAUUUGGUUUACAAUAUCAAAGUCCACAUUUUGCAAAGAAAGAUAGUAUAAAGUAAGAUCCUACUUGGAUGUUGCAGUUGAAAUUUCAUCCCUGUGUUUUACAAUUGCUUUGUUAUUGAUGUAGCAAGAGAAACAUAUUUGUGAACAAUAGAGGGUAAUAUUGAGCUGAAUGAAGAAAAUAUCUAAAGUGGUUAUUGGUAAAUUAUUUUGGCAGCUACAUGUAAAGAUCAUUAUUGAGAAAUCUAUAGUACUUGAUUUGUACAGUAGCAUGAUCUUGUUUCACAAUAUUGGCCCGCCAGUGGAAAUACUGGAAUAUGAACUAGAAUUGGAUUCUUUUACACUCUGGUAUAUUUGUGUUUUUACAGACAUUGGUUUGUACAUUAUCUGAACUGAAUGUGAAUAAGCCUUUUUAAGACACCUUUACAAUUAAGAUAUAAUUUUGAUAGGUUAUUGCAAUUUUCCUUGUAUUUAUCAAAUUAUUAAAGAAUGCAUGGAACAUA